Molecule: messenger RNA, 1001 nt
Organism: Cajanus cajan (pigeon pea)
Lineage: Eukaryota; Viridiplantae; Streptophyta; Magnoliopsida; Fabales; Fabaceae
Source: RefSeq, a predicted model, not a curated record
AUGUGCGUUUUGGGUAAUUUUGAGAACCAUACAAUAUAGGAUACCGAUUUAUCAAGAAUGUGGAGAGGAGGGUAGCAGUAGCAGUUGACAUGAAGUGAUGCGGUGAGCGAUCGAAGUGAGGAAUCCAGAUGUCAUAUUGUUGUGCUUGUGCGAGCAAGGCUCUUGUUCCAAUUUCACAAUUGUUUCCUUCUUCGUCUUUACAAUCACAUGCUAUUGCUUAUGGCAGCAUCUGUAUCAGGCUUCCUUGUUCACGGCUUCAGCAAAUGUCCCUCGUCGAGCCACCCUAUCAACAGAGCAGUAGCACCACCACCAACUCUAAAAGUAAAAAUCCACGGGACCAUGAUGAUGAUGAUGAUGAUGAUGAAGUGGGAAUUUCCAAAAUACAAGUCCCCAGACAGAAACACAUCCCUGUUUCCAAGUCCCAACUUCUAGAUGCUAUACUCUCUACCAUGUUUAACCAAAUCCAACACGAUGCUGAUGCCCAUCACUUUCGCCUUCUCACCUCAUGCUUAGACUCCAUACUUCAUGCUGAGCACAAAAGUAUCUUAGAGGAGAUGCGUUCCGAUUAUCACCUUACCAAUAGUUCUCUCCAAACACGCAAUUCAGAGACACAAGUUGUGCCCAAUGGGAAAGAUUCGGACAUGGUUGUUACCAAUGACCUCAUUAGAAUUGAGGAGGAAGGGAAGCUCUAUCAGGAUAUUUUGCAGCAGCAGGAUCAACGGGAAAAACCUAUACUUCCCUACCCUGGUUUGGACCUCAAUGCUCUUUUACGAUCUCUCGACAUAGCUACCAAAAAAGAUUAUGACACGGGUUCCAGAGUUAUCAUUGCUACUCGUUUCCAAUGUGCUUUCAUGCAGCUUCUUUCGGAUGCACAAUUUGAAGAACUGUCAGCUAGGGACCUAAUGUUAACGUCUGCAUUGAACACAGACUAUCUCCUUACCUUGCCAAUAUACGUUGACUGGAAGAGAGCAUAUGAGUCUAAUGCCAUAAUAUUUAGGUAA